AUGACCCGAGGCAGAAGCAAGUCCAUAGUGCAAAAAAUUGCUCUGGACGUAGCUACCCAUGACGAUAAGUUAGACGAAUUAACCAAGGACAAUCUCGAACAGAAGCAGAAGGCUGCGAACACGACGUAUAGAGCGAGCAGUACAGACAGUCACACUAGAAUAAGGUCUAAAACGACGUCGCAAGUCCAUAAUAGCGAAAGCCAUAUUGCAUUCAGUACACAGUCAUAUUCGUCUACGUCGUCUUCUCCCUCGCCGUCGCCUUGUUCAUCCAUCUUCGAUGCCUACCCACUCACUCAAAAGGAGUAUACAGCCCUUUCGUCAUCGUAUAUAAAUUCGAACAACCGAGAGAUUAUUAUUCCCAACGAAUCCAUACAGACUAUACAGUCGCUUUCCAAUGAUUCAGUGUUAUCGUUCCAAUCGAUAUGCAAGUCAAACCUUUCGGCAGUGUCUUCGUUAAUAUCCCAGACCAAUGAUAUCAUUACCCACUUGAAUGACUUGACAUUUAAAUACGACUAUGUUACGAGAGAAACGUCGGACUUUGCUCUGAAAUCUCAAGCCUUGAUAGACAAAAAGUCAACAUUGGAAGAAAUCUCGUCAGAGUUGCAGAAUAACUUAGAAAUCUUCGAGUCUUUCGAUUCAAUAACGAAGGUGUUAACCAACACUCCGGGUAUCAACGUAGUAAAGAAGCAGUCCUUCCAUCAAACCUUGUUCAAGUUGGAUAAUUGCCUCUAUUUCAUUUCCCAGCACGAGAAUUACAAGGAGGCCACAACUUAUAAAGUGAGGUUUAGACAAUGUAUGACCAGAGCAUUGACAUUGAUUAGGAACUAUCUCAUAGAAGAUUUGAAGUUAUUACAGAAGGAUAUUUCGUCAAGACUCGUCAAGUCAUUGAGUGAGAAGGACCAAAUAGCCACAUUUUCAUUUGACUUGUUCUUGUACACUUCUUUCAACAAUCACAUUGAAAAUGGAGAGACCAGUAACAGUAACCAAUUCCAAGACUACUACAAUUUCCCCAACUUGGGGUUUGAAAUAUACAAGAGGAUUAAUGAUCACCCUGAGUAUUUGGGAUUAUACAACGACUGCCUAAACCAAUAUUUCAAGGUCAGAUCGGGACUUCUAAAUGACUAUAUUUGGAAUCAAAUUGAUACGUCCUUGGAAGAGAAGGAGAAAAACGAACACCAAAAUUUGGUUCAAUUCACUCAAAACAACUUGUCGUUUUUCAAAAAGAUUUUAUACAAGGAACUUGACUUGUUUCAAAAGUAUUUUGUUCAGGAUGCUCUCAACGGUAACAGGAAUACUGUCGUUGGUGGAUCUGUCUAUAUGGAACUCAUUGAAUGGUUCAAAUCGUUGUUAGAACCACUUUAUGAUACUUUAAGGAAUAAGAUCAUCCGUGAGAUCAACAUAGGUGUGUUAUGUGAAAUCACCACAUUAUUACAGAAGUACUAUGAGUUCGAGGACGACAAUCAAAACAGUUGGAGCGGUGGAGUGAUUAAUUUUGGAGAAUUAUUCGAGCCUAUAUUGCAGGAUGUGCAGGCAAGAUUAAUCUUCAGAAUUCAGCUCUACAUAGACGAGAAGUUAUUAAAGUAUAAGGCUAAACCAGAAGAUUUAAACGUAGGUAACAGAAGAAGAGGGGCCCUGCUCACGGAAAGUAGUCUGGUUCUGCCAUCCAAGUCUGCCGUGGAUACUUCAUCGUUGAACUAUGAGUUUCAAGAGAAUCACUUCCCUGCUUGGUUCUUACCAGUUGGGAAAGCACUCACAAUCUUAUCUUCGAUAUACCAACUCAUUAACUCCAUUGUUUUUGACGACUUGGCGCACUAUAUCGUACACAGUUGCAUUUUCAUUUUGAAGGGCAGUGCUUAUAAGCUCGCUAUUUUACAUUUAGGGGAGCUAGAUGCUAAAUUAUAUUUAUUGAAGAACUUGAUUCUACUUCAGCAGCAGCUAAACACAUUUGAUAUACAGUAUGUAAGAACAGAGACUAGUUUGGAUUUUACUCUGGGAAUUCUUAACAUCAUCAAUAACAGUAAAGCCAGAGGUGGAGGGGUGAUUGAAAUGAUCAAGACGAGUGUUCCGAAAGUCAUAAACAACAUGAUAGACGCUAAAUUUGAAAUUGAAACUGAAUUGACUAAUACAUUCACCGAAUUCAUUAAAGACUGCGUGGAGAAGGUGAGCGAACCUUUAACGCUGGAAGGAAACGCUCUACAAGCAUCGUUGGCAUUCAGAGACAAGAUAAGCUUAGAAUUUCCCAAAUUGCAUCAUGAAAUGAGAGUUUACUUGGGAGACGACAAUACUAACAUGGCUAACGACAUCAUCAUAAGCCAAUUGAUGGAUGCAAUCGUCAGUCAAUUGAUUACCAAGUAUGAGACAUGGUAUAAUGGCAUCGAUACCACUGGCGACAACAAGAGUGAGAUAUCGGAAAUCAUGGAGGUUGACACAUUGUAUGGAUUUUUGAGUGAAAUCGUGAAUGAGCUUGGAGAAACCGAUGAUAAAUUAAUUGGCCCGGUUGCAGUUAGCGAAGAUGACUGA
This is a messenger RNA of Dujonia railenensis, 2520 nucleotides long. Lineage: Eukaryota; Fungi; Ascomycota; Pichiomycetes; Serinales; Debaryomycetaceae. The record is from the annotation of a GenBank genome assembly.